UCCGCCGCAGUCGUCACCACCACCAUCGUCAUACAUGUCCGUGAAUAUACCCGUCAUAUAUCGUUCGCAGAAUUUCAAUAUAAUUUCGUACACACGCGCUUCCGACAAAAAAAAAAUCCUAAGGGAGAUUAAUUAAAAAAAAAAAAAAUUAUAAAAUUUUCAGGGCGACCACGCACACUCGAGCUUAUGCAACAAUGACCCGAGAGCCCGUCGUCGACGUUAAUUAUUAUUAUUGCUGAUGACAGUGUUUUGCAUAAAUUCACCUGGACACAUAGACUCAUACGUGUUUACAUAAACUUAACUGAGUGCCCAAAGAAGAUAUUAUUUACAUAAACCGUGCAGGACUUUCGUCAUCACGCUGUCGACGGAUACCAGGAUCGCCGCUGGACCCAAAUGCACUCCGGGUAAUGCCGGAAAUAUGCUUAGGGUAGACGACUGUGUGGUGUUAAGACGAGUAUCCAUGGGUGGUGGCGAAGAAAAUCCAGAGCCACCAACUGAAGUAGGAAGUCGUCGGACAAGCAAUGUACUUAAAAACGAACUUUUGUUACACGAAGCUGUUAUAAAAAAUGACCCAGAUGCUGUAAAAAGAGUAAUCAAAGAACCAUUAGAUGUAAACUCUCGAAAUAAUUAUGGCAGAGCUCCUAUUCACUGGGCAUCUUCGAGGGGAAAUACUGAAAUUAUGGAAAUGCUCAUAAAUGCAAAGUGUGAUAUUGAAGCCAAAGACAAAUACGGGAUGCGCCCGAUAUUAAUGGCUGCUUGGCACGGCCACACGGAUGCUGUCCAGAUGCUUAUCAACUACGGAGCGAGUGUAAACACAAUAAAUAAGAAACAAUACACAUUGCUUAUGUGCGCGGCGAGAAACAACCGUCUGUCAGUCGUCAAUUUUCUCUUGGACACCAUUGAAGACGUUGGACUGGAUGCAUUUGAUACGGACCAUCAGACAGCACUGCAUCACGCGGCGAUUGCAGGUCACACUCAUGUGGUGCGGAGGCUAGUGCACGCUGGAGCUAACACGAGCACCACGAACAAGCAAGGGCGAACACCACUACAUUCCGCGUGCGAAAAGGGCCACGUCGACGUGGUCGAAUUUUUACUAGGACACGGUGCCGACAUGUUGGCAAAGGACGAAGAACAAAACAGUCCACUGCACGUGGCCGUCGAAAACAAACAAACGCUCGUUGUUCAAAUGUUGUUGGAAGCAGGCAAUCCAACGAACUUGGAAAAUAGCAAAGGACUGACUGCGUUGCACAUAGCCAGUAGCCAUGGAUGUCGAGGAAUAGUGGAAAUGCUAUUAUCAGCCGAUUGUGACAUCGACAGACAGAGCAAAAAUGGGAACACUCCUUUGCACAUGGCAUGUUUGUCUAACAACGUCGUGAUUGCAGAAAUAUUGAUUGCCAAAGGCGCAGAUCUCAAUGCCUUAAACACGAGGUUACAGUCGCCGAUUCAUAUAGCGGCUGAACAGGGAUAUUCGGAAAUCUGUAAGCUCCUUUUGAAUGCCGGGGCCAACAUCGAACAACGCGAACAGGGAGGCAAAACACCGUUGUACAUAGCGGCUAGAGGAAGUUUCACUGCUAUCGUGGAUAUGAUUAUAAAAACCGCUCGUUUAGAGUACACACCCAAGAAACGAACUAGACCGAAAACGCCAGAGGAACGAAGGAAAUGGAAGUGCAAUCCGGACUUAGACGUUUCGAUAGCACUGCAAGAGACUGACGAAAAUCUAGAAAUUAUAUUACGAAAAUUAUCACACAAGCAGUUGAGCCCCGGCGAAUGGAAAAAACUAGCUCAUUUAUGGGCAUUCACGGACGAACAAAUCAAAGCAAUCGAACACCAAUAUAUAGGUCCGUCCAGUUACAAACAACACGGUUAUAGAGUGUUGAGAAUUUGGGUCGAUAGUCUGGGCCCCGAUCUUGACCCCAUAGAAGAACUCAUCGAUAGUCUCAAUACAAUCGAAAAGAAUGCGCUAGCAGAUGCCAUCUGCAAGAAGUUAAUGCGGCAGAAAGAAAAAAGCGAGAAAAAACCUGAAGACAAAACCUGUGUUGUUUCUUGAAUACACGUCACGUAUUUGUUUGUUUUUGUUGAUUUUCAGUUUUAUUUGUUUGUUUUUCCUCAAAUGACUAUUAACAAUAAAAGUGUACCCACAGUUUUUAAAUUGUUUGACAUUUAUAAUAUUUCACCUUGGAUAUUAUGUAUUUAUUAAAUUUAACGUGUAAUGUACAAUAUCAUAUUGUUCACUUAAUUGUAAAGCGUUAUCACUCGACUUUUAGAAUAACUGACAACUUAUAUUACAUAUGCAAAAUAUAAUGUAAUACAAGCAUAAUAAUAAGUAUGUCACAAUUUUAUACACACUAAUUUCAUGAACUUGUCUUUAAAUAAAAACAAUACCGUUGUUGCAAUACUAACUAUAAAAUAAAUUAAUAAAUGUAUUUAACGUUCGAAACAUACAUUUCGAACCGAUGCUGCUCAAUUCUUACGUGUGAAUAAAUAUUCUUGUCUAUCAAAAUCUUAGUAGUCAUCGCUCCCCAAAUACAUGAUACUGUACUUGUAGCGUCAACAAUGAGGUCCAUUGUUCAGGUAACAGGAAAUAGGUAAAAGAUAGACGGCGAUGUCGGUGUCGCAUUGCCUGUUUGUACCGAAAUUCUAUUGACUUUUCACGAAAUACAAUUGUGUUGAUAACCGUGCAUUGUGAUUCUCUGGCCUCAAAGAGUAAAUUUUUUUUUUUUUUUUUGUAAGGAUGAGUAUAUUGUUAGGUAUUAUAAACUAAAGUUUUAACGGUUGUAGUUAUUCGCACGGUGACAUUAACUCAUGGAAAACAACAUAUUUACCCACGGUUGCAGUGUAAACUUAGUCACGAGAAUCCGCUCACGAAAAAAUAAACAACAAAAAACCAAAUAUAAACGCUAUUAAAACAUUUAAAACGUCUGAAUUAAUUUUUGUCUGAAACAAAUAUCCCACAGAAAUUUAUUUCAAUCGUGGCAGCAAUAAAUUAUUUUAAAAUAACUAUAAAACAUACGUAAAUAACGCCAAUUUAAUAAUAAACAACUCCAUCACAGCAAACCGCGUCAAACGUUUCUUUUUUUAUACGUACGACGAAUUACAUUUUUAUUUUAACAACACAUCCUGGAUGAACUACUUAACAAAUUUAAUGAAAAACCUUCUCCGUUGUAUUUCCCGUAAGUUACUUUAGUGUAUCACUAGUUUCUUUUGAUGUAUCUAGUUCGUCGAUGACAUAUCUGAAGUCUCUCUCCUAAUCUUAUGUCACCCGUGGUUUGAAAAUAACAGGAUAUACUAGGUUUCCUAUCCGUUUAAAACAUUCGGUAAAUACAAUUGAGCACGCUUAUUAACUUAUUUCAAUACGUUACCAAAUUCAAUUAGAAUGUAAAAGACGUGUAACACUAGUGUAGCCAUAUGUCACUGUGACAUUUUUUUUAUUUUUAUAUUUUUUAUUUAUAUAAUAUGCAAAUAUGCAUACUUAUUGAUAUAUAUUUACAUAUUAUAUAAAUAAAAAACGAUGGAACUUCGUCGAGUGUGAAGUGGUUUUUAAUCAGUCAGAUGGUCGUGACACCAUCUGCGUUUCAGCUAAUGACUUCUGGAAUCACCUGGGAUGUUGAGAGCAGAUAAGUUUGAAAUUAAAGGAUUGCGGUGGUUUAAAUGUUUAUAGAGAGAUUUGGCUACGUUUUACACUGUUUGAAUGGAGAGGUCAUUAUGGAGUGUAUGGUUUAAAACAUAAAAUUAAGCCUUUAUUAUUUGUCAUGGGCAUUUGAAUUGAAAUUUUUCGAUUUUCUUAAUGUUCGAUAGUUUGGCCGAACCAUCCAUACUGUUUGUAAGGAAAUAUGUUAAACACAUUUUGUGUCAACAAAAUAAUUUACCAUUUAUUGUUUAUACAAAUUACUUAUGUAAUAUGUUUAUAUUAUACAAUAUAUUAGCAAAGUCACAUUAUGUGUUUUAUUUAGUAACCAAUUUCUUCAGAAAAAUGUACGUGUUAAUACAUUUUGAUUUCAAUACUUUUAAAUUUUUGCUUUAAUAUGCAAGAAUCAUUUUCCACAUUAAUAAUUCAUAUACAAAUAAAUAUCUAAUAAUGUUUUUGUUUUUAUUGAGAAAAAAAACAACGUAAUCAAGUAACUUGUAACUUGCAACAAGUUAUAACACUCAUUUAAUAACUUACCCGUCUUUGAUUCUAUAUCAAAAAUAUAAGUAAAAAGAUCUUUCAUAUUCUGAUAAAGUUUGUCUUUAUACAUUUCCAUGUUAGGUAAAUGAAAUGACAGGGUUUUUCUUGAGUCAGCAGAAUUAUUAAAAUUACAAGUGUGUUCUUCAACCGUCCAGAUAAAAAAGCUAUAACGUGCUCAAUCGUUCCAUAGCCAUAAUAACGAUUUGUAUAAUUGGUAUUUUGCUAUCGCAGGUCACUAUAUAAUAUAUAUUUUAUGCUAUAAAAAUCAUUAUAUAGCAGCCGUUUUCUCUCAAUACCUACUAAGGUCCUAUAUAAUAAUAUUUAAAACAAACUAAAUAUAAAAUAAUUAAUGGAAAACUUUUUUUUUUUACUUAAUUCAUCAACUAGAUACGUCAUAAUAAUAUGCUAACGGGUAUUUAUCUGCGGUGAAGGUGAAAAUCGACUUAUCGCUAAAAUGAUACGUAUUGGGGACGUCAUAAUAAUAAUAAUAAUAAUAAUAUAUAAGUGCCUACUACCUACCCCAGGAACACGCAACGUGCACAAAUAAAAGUUUUAUAAUAUUUAUCUAUAAAUGUUCCUUGCAGUAUGUUUGUGGAACAUCAUGGUCGGAUAUAUUUAUGCGUACAACCUGAGAUGACAGUAUUUAUCUCACAAAAUACUAUUUCUAGUUUAAAUUGGACAUUUUUUCGGUCGAUUCACUACAAAAAAAUUGUAUGAAUCCCUUGUAGCCUCACAUUGUAGGUGAAAAACAAAGAGUCACGCAAAAACCUUUAGUGUUCUAUGCACAAAUUAUCGUAAUUUAAUGAAAUUGAUAAAGAUAAAUCAUCACUAAACUAUAUUAUAAUCAAUUUAUUAUUUAUUUCAAUUUUUUUUAUCUAUUCAUUUAA
Rhopalosiphum maidis (corn leaf aphid) is the source of this 5052-nucleotide messenger RNA. Its product is annotated as ankyrin repeat and death domain-containing protein 1A-like. The record is from RefSeq and is a predicted model, not a curated record. Gene Ontology annotation, biological process: innate immune response; signal transduction. Lineage: Eukaryota; Metazoa; Arthropoda; Insecta; Hemiptera; Aphididae. The transcript is spliced from 14 exons. Gene Ontology annotation, cellular component: cytoplasm. Gene Ontology annotation, molecular function: protein binding. The coding region runs from base 419 to 2047 and encodes 542 amino acids.